This is a messenger RNA of Symbiodinium natans, 450 nucleotides long. Lineage: Eukaryota; Dinophyceae; Suessiales; Symbiodiniaceae. The record is from the annotation of a GenBank genome assembly.
AUGCCGCGCAGCGUCGACGUCUCCGGCAGAGUCGUCUUCAGGUGUUGCCAUUGCCUGCGGACCAUCGAGGAAGAAGUGGAGGUGCUUCUGGAGAAUUGCUACUGCAGCCGGGUCUGCCUCAAAGGGGGCCCGAGGCAGCUUGAUGGAUCCUGCAUUGCGACACCUUCUUGGGUAAUGCCGCCGGAGAAAGCUGCGCCAAGGCCGCUUGGACGAAGGCUCUCUUGCACCGAGCUUCCGACGGACAAUUCAAAGAAGCCUGAAGUUUCCCAGGCCCAGGCGAUCUCGCCACCAUUUGCAUCCCAUUUCCUUCAGAGAGUGUCUAAGACACUGGCCGAGGUUCUGCUGCGCCCGAGCGCUUGGUUAUCAGAGCUUCUUCAAGUACUCGCCUUGGCAGUCGGGGCUGACCUGUCAACGAUCGCCAAUGGCAACCUGCUUACGAAGGCAAUUUAA